This is a messenger RNA of Hydractinia symbiolongicarpus, 399 nucleotides long. Its product is annotated as ubiquitin carboxyl-terminal hydrolase 51-like. NCBI's taxonomy places the organism in Eukaryota, Metazoa, Cnidaria, Hydrozoa, Anthoathecata, Hydractiniidae. Gene Ontology annotation, molecular function: cysteine-type deubiquitinase activity. The record is from RefSeq and is a predicted model, not a curated record. The coding region runs from base 1 to 399 and encodes 132 amino acids. The transcript has a single exon. Gene Ontology annotation, biological process: protein deubiquitination.
AUGUCUGGAAAUGACAGAUGGAUGUGCCCACAGUGCUCUUCCCUUCAAGACAGUACCCGGGAAAGUGUCUUAACCCAGUGUGGAGAUAUACUGAAAAGGUUUAACUGUAUCCAAGGAAGAUCUGUGAAAAAUAAUAAAUUUGUUUCUUGCCUCGCCCAAGGUCACGACACCCUAAAAGUUUAUUCCCAUCCUGCGGAGGAUAUAUCAUUCACAAACCAAUAUAAAUUAACCGCCACUAUUAAUCACUCAGGCACACUGGCGGCUGGUCACUACUGGGCUUUCAUAAGAGAUCAGGGUGUUAAUACAUGGUUAAAAUGUGAUGAUAGGGCAGUGAUUAGUGUCAAGCCAUCUGAUCUAGAUAACUCCACAGUGUAUGUGCUAUUUUUUGUCAAAAUCUAA